Molecule: messenger RNA, 2884 nt
Organism: Mya arenaria
Lineage: Eukaryota; Metazoa; Mollusca; Bivalvia; Myida; Myidae
Product: protein jagunal homolog 1-like
Exons: 2
Coding region: 72-641 (189 amino acids)
Biological process (GO): vesicle-mediated transport; endoplasmic reticulum organization
Cellular component (GO): endoplasmic reticulum membrane
Source: RefSeq, a predicted model, not a curated record
CUUCCGGUUAUUUUUCGACGGUGACACUUCAUCAAUUUUUAUUUUCGAAACUGAAGCAUAUUGCAAAAGCUAUGUCUUCUAGCUCGGGCAAACGACCUGAUGGAACGGAUGGCAGUGAUCAUUGGCAUCGUGAAAGUGUAGCAUGGCAGUAUAAAAUUAGCUCCAUCAAUAAAGGAAGACUGAAAACUACACUGAAUUUGCAGAUUGUAUUUGGAUUGUUAGUCAUUGUUCGACUUUUGCCUGGACUAACAGCACUUGUUGGCUUGCCAAUCUACAAAAAGCUUCAACACUGGGAUAUUCCUGCUCCAAAAGCCUGGGAGUAUGCCUGGAUAGUCAGUCUUGUUGCAGCUGUUUUUGGCCUAAAGUCGUUGCCUAAGAACGAUGCACUGGUUUUAAAACAAUUCCUUAUUGGUACAGCUGUGUUUGGAAUAUUGCCUGUCAUCUAUGGAUUAAUAGAAUUGUUUGAUGACUUGAUGCUCUAUUACAAAGACAAGAAAUCUUCAUCACAAAUUCUAGGAUAUCCAGCAGUGCUUGUGUGGUACCUGUGCUUGGUAGUUUGUUUGCAAAUGCACGCCUUUGGAAUCUACUUUGGGGCAAAUUUAUUAAAAGCAUGGAAGCCAAAAGACAAGAAGAUAAAAUAAACCAACAAUGCAGAGCAAAUAUGGUUCAAUAAAAAAAACUAACUUCCAGACUACACAAAUGAUGAUUUUGCCAUUCUUGUCUUUUCCGAACAGUCGUGUCUCUUACUUUUUGGUUAUUCUGAUUGAAUGGCUUUUCCAAGUAAUUUGUGUGAAAUGCAAUAAUGUUUUUUAUAAAUUAAUAUCUGUGUAUUUAAAAAUAGUUAAAAUGAACAUUUAUGCUUACUUUCCAUCAAAAUACAUGUUUCUAAUAUUGUUAAUAUAGUGCAAUAAUGAUUAUGCUCAGAUAUUAAGAUUCAUCAUAUUAUUUAAUAGGGGUAAAAAACGCACAAGUUACAUAUGAAUGAUAUAUACUAAAUACCUACAUUCAAUAGUGUGUUUCAUUUUUUCACAACUUUUAGGUUAAGAAGCCUUUUAAUUAGUAAUUUAUAUAAUUGUUUACCUUAUUCUUUUUGGUUCUAUUUUUAAGCAAAUUACUAUUUUUGGAAAUCUGAAGAUGCUGAUUAGGAAAUAAUAAUUAUGACGAUUAUUGGCCUAUGGUGUUACUAGUUUAAGUGGGAAAUUAGGUAAAUUCAACUCAACACCUUUUAUAGCUUAAAAUGUAUUAAAACUUGUGUAUAGCAAAUACAGCAUAUGCAAAGACAUGAAUUGAUGCAGUUAAAAAAUGUUUACAGAAGAGAAAAACAAUAUUAUAACUGAGAGAGGGAAAAAUAACUAAUAUCUUAUUCAGAUAUUUUUUAUCAGAUUCUUAAUUCGCAGUCAUAUUUUUGCUUUACAAAUACAGCUGGUUAGGUCAGCACAAACAAAAAGAAAUAUGUCACAGAGUGGUGCAAAAUUUAUUUUGUGGACUACGGUAUAUAAAAUGCCUAAUAAGAAGAUGCCUUAUUCCAUAUCAGUUUAUUUCCUGAUCACUUAUUCUAUGUAUUCCUUUCAUUUAAAAGUAGAAUAGUACAUAAUAAUGUAUGCAAUAUGAAAAUCAUUUUCUAUAUAUAACGAUAUUAUGAUUUUUUGUUGUAUUGUACUAUUACCAUGUGCCAUUUUAUUCCAAAUUUGUAUGUUCCCAUUGUUAUUUGUGAAAGAUUGAAUUCAUGCUCUGGUAUUUGUGUAUCCGAUGUAUAUCCGGAGGGAUUUAUGGUGUAUAGAAAGACUAUGUGAAUACGUUUGAGAAUGAGAGUGUAACAUAUUUAUAAUACCUAAUGAAAUGAAUCAUGUAUUUUUUUAAGUUCUCUGUCAUUCAAGGGUUUUGUUCCAGUUCCUUGUUAAAUAUUUCAUAAUGAGUAUUGUAUUGCUUGCAGUCUCUCAUACCUUCAUGUAAGUGAAUAUUACAGUUUCUCAUACCUAUAUGUGAGUGAAUAUUACAUUUCCUUCAUGCGUGAUUAUAAUUGUAGACAUCAUAUGUUUUUUUGCCAAUGGAUUGUUAUACUUUUUUGUAUGGCUUAAAUGUGACUUGAAAGGAUUUUUUUUCCAUGUAAGACUAUGUUAAGUGUUCAACAUAUCGCCUAACUGUGAUUUCAACUUGUUCAUUUGAGAAAUCAAUUUUAGUUGUAUCUGAGUCCGUACUUACUAACAUAUUGAGUCUGAGUUUUAGUCCGUACUUACUAACAUAUUGAGUCUGAGUUUUAGUCCGUACUUACUAACAUAUUGAGUCUGAGUUUAAGACUCAUAUGCAGAAAAGUGAAUUCUUAAAUGGUUAAGAAUAUCUUUUGUAUACUUAUUUUUGCUAAUAAUUUUCUUUUAAGAAUACAUGCCUAAAAGUAGACCAUAUUAUUUGUAACAGAUGCAGCAUUGUUUUCCAUUUUUGCUCCUAAAAUCGUACUCUACAACAUAACUUAAACUUUGCUUUUCUAAGUUUGCGUCUUAAACUUAGACUCAAAAUUUCAGUGAAAAUGGACCCAGACCUUAAAGUUCCUGCAUUUAUAAAACUUGUGUUCUCAAUUAAGUUAUACGAUCAGAGUGCUUUUGAAAUUAUAUUUCUAGUCUGUUUGUUGUAAAUCUUAAUGCCCUUCAACUGAAAUAAUUGCUAUCAGUUAAGUUUAGCUUCAAAUAAUUUCUACACACAUGUCUCUCUAGAGAAUUGUUAAAUACAUGUAUUGCUGUUUGUAUAGGAUUGUAUAGGAGAAAAUCUUAAAUUGUUUUACUUCUAUCCAUAAAGUGUUCCCAACUUUCACAGCAAGCAGCCGAGUGACCGUUUUAUUCCCGUGUUGUUAAUAAUUGACCAUGAUUUGAAUAAAGUCAAAUUGCCUUGA